Molecule: messenger RNA, 1902 nt
Organism: Thermochaetoides thermophila DSM 1495
Lineage: Eukaryota; Fungi; Ascomycota; Sordariomycetes; Sordariales; Chaetomiaceae
Exons: 1
Coding region: 1-1902 (633 amino acids)
Source: RefSeq, a predicted model, not a curated record
AUGGCCUCUCGUUGCUCCUCUCCCGCUCCCGACGCCGUACCGACGCCCGCCCUGGGCCCUCGAUCAGCCAUGUCCCGCUGUUUUUCGACCGGGUCGACACUUUCGCAUGCAUCGCAAACCACCGACGAUACCUUCCGAGGGUCCCUCAUCAGCGAUGUCUCGGCUUCUUCGGCAUCCUCGCGUCGUUCGGAUCUGAGUGAUCGCCCGCGGCCGCGAGACUCUAUGUUGACAGUUGACGGUUCCACUCCCGUUAGGAGAAGCUCCAGCAGGCGCCGCGGCUUCAUGCGGCCCCAAGGCACUGAUUUUGCCCCCAGCGCUCGCGCCCGAGAGAGCGUACUGAGCCUCGGCAGCAUCGCCCAUCUACAGUACUACUUCGCCCGCACUGGUCUCCUCGACGGCAAGGGUGGCCGUUUUGCUCGCCGCAAUGUCAAGUGUCAGACUCUCGAUUUAUCCUCCCUCGACCCCUCCGCCUACUCAAAUCCUAAGGCCCCCGGCAGCGACCAUGAUUCGAGCUAUGCAUCCAUGGGUAGCAGUCCCGAGCUGACUGCCCAGACCUGCUUCACUAGUGUCACGGGCAAUUCCAUGCUCGAAUCACCCGUUGACGAACACAAGUCUGACGAUGAAGAGUACUUCUCGGACGAUUUCGAGGACGAAGGGUUUAUGAUGCUUCCGCCGACCGUCAGCACGUACAACCAUCGCGAGAAGCACAUUCCCAAGCCGCCCUCCGUCGCCGAACUACGUGCUGACCUGACAACCAACCUCGACCUCGCUGAGAAGACCCUCCACGAAGCACGGGAUGCUCGCGCUCCAGAAGGCCUGCAGAUCCGAAUCGAGAAGGUUGACUUGCCAACAGAUCAGCAGGAUGGUUCUUCAUCGCGUCGGCCGUCAUUAGUUGGUCCUGCGGGAUGGUACGAGCUGCAGGGUGUGAACAUUUUGGAUGCCAUGACAAUGGCCAUUCGCUCCGCAAAGAUCUACUACACUCAACAUGACCGGCCUGACCGGUUGGAUGCUAUCAAAAGCGAGAAGCAGUUGCGCAGCGAGCUUAUCUCUGUGAUGGAUGUUCUCAAGCGCAUGGCUGCUCGCAAUUUUGCCGGCGGUAUGCGUUCAGACGAGUUUGACACAAUGAUGUCCUGGGUUGUGAGCGUACGCGACAUGUUGCUCUCGGACGAGGCCCUCGAGGCUGAGGAAAUCGCUGACCGUGCCACUUGGGCGGAAUGGGUCUACCCAGACGGCUGGGAAGGCCGUGAAUUUGAGCGUGAAGAGGCCUUUCUUCGCAGCAUGCUCAAGGGCUCAGAUAUCCGGCGCCAGCAGAAGCACUUGGCCCAACAGCAGCAACAUCACUUUCGCAACGACCCUCCUCCUUCGCCUUCCAUGCCUGUGCCGGCACCACUUACAGAUGAGGGGCUCCCCCCAUUGCCGGCUUGGACACCCAUCGAUCGGACUCGCCCCCUAAGCGAGCAGACGCUGCCAACCCCUUUCCUAGCUGCGCUGUCUAACGGUCAGCGCCUAGUGCAGUUGCACAACUGCGCUGUGCGCAAGUCACGCCGUCGGUUUGGUGCUAUUCCGGCCUUCUACGCCAACACUUCGAAGCCUUACCGCGCCGCUGACAACCUGCGCUGGUGGAUGAAGGCUGCUGAGCUGCGCUGGGAAGUUGUGCUCAAGGCAGACGCUUUGGGGCUGCAAUAUUGGCAGCCACCCAAUAAACGUAAUGAUAAUCCUAAUGCUAAUAACGCUCCUGGAACUAUCAGCCCAGGACCAGAGGUGUGGGUUGAGUUUGAGGAUGCCGUGUUGCAGUGGUGUCGCCGGGUUCGCGAGGAGAUCUCUGCAGAGUGGUUGCAGGAGCGGCAGGAAGAGGAAGAAAAGAGAAAGAAGAAAGAGCAAGAAGCUAAUUUUGCUUCAUAA